ACAUGAAUAGUUCAUUAUCAGUAUUUGCUGAACUACGAAUAGAAUUUGCAAAAUAAGUGUUUUCGCAUAAACUUUGCUAAAAUUAUUGUAAAAAGCCGUAAAGAGCAAACCAUUGCAAAAUGAAGAAAAAAGUAUUGCUCAUGGGCAAGAGUGGCUCAGGCAAGACCAGCAUGCGCUCUAUAAUAUUCGCAAACUACAUAGCCCGUGACACGACACGUUUGGGUGCAACCAUUGACGUCGAGCACUCACAUGUACGCUUUCUGGGAAAUCUGGUGCUCAACUUGUGGGACUGUGGCGGCCAGGAGGGCUUCAUGCAGCAGUACUUCGCUUCGCAGCGUGACAAUAUAUUUCGCAAUGUGGAAGUACUAAUCUAUGUAUUUGAUGUGGAAAGUCGCGACAUGGAACGGGAUGUGCACUACUAUCAGUCCUGCUUAGAAGCCUUGCUGCAAAACUCACGAGACGCAAAAAUAUUUUGUUUGAUACACAAAAUGGAUUUGGUUGCUGAAGAACAGCGUGAAACUUUGUUUAAGGAGCGCGAACAUGACCUGAUACGACUUUCCAAACCGGGCAAUGUCACUUGCUUUCGCACGAGCAUUUGGGAUGAAACAUUAUACAGAGCAUGGUCCAGCAUUGUCACCAUGCUUAUACCCAACGUAGCCGUACUCGAAAACUCGCUCACCCACUUCGCCAAUGUUAUAGAGGCCGAUGAAGUGUUGCUCUUCGAAAAAGCUACUUUCCUAGUGAUCUCACACUGUCAGAGUAAAAAGAAUCGAGAUUCGCAUCGUUUUGAGAAAGUUUCCAACAUAAUAAAACAAUUCAAAUUAAGUUGUUCCAAAUUGGGCGCCAAAUUUCAAUCGAUGGAGGUACGUAAUAGCGCCUUUGCUGCUUUCAUAGAUACCUUUACAAGCAACACUUACGUGAUGGUUGUCAUGUCUGACCCAACAAUACCUUCCGAGGCAACUUUGGUUAAUAUACGUAAUGCGCGCAAAUCAUUUGAAGAAUUGGAGAAUCCAAACAGCAUCGCAAUGAAUCAUCAUCAGUAUCACUGAUAUAGGGUGUAAGGUGCAAUGCACUGCAAGUGAGGAGGAAAGAAAUGAGAUGGAAAUAUAUACGUUUUGAAAAUGUUUUAACGUUGAUCAGGAAACUCGGAAGUUUUGUCGAAGUCUGUUGCAAAUAAGAUUUUAAUGUAGACUAAACUACUUGUACAUUAUGUCAAUAAGCGAAAGUUAUGAAAGCAGGCACAUAGAUAAGGCGUUUUUUGUUUUUUAAGGGAUCACAGUACUAUAAAGAAUUAAAGCCCAAUUGUAAAGAAUUGCUUAAGCUGCUUAUUUUUUGUAUUUUUUGUUUUUUUACUAGAAAUUCAUAACUAGACUUGAUCGCCAAAGAUGUAUGUUUUAAAACACCU
Messenger RNA from Anastrepha ludens (Mexican fruit fly), 1405 nucleotides. RefSeq names its product ras-related GTP-binding protein A (gene RagA-B). Lineage: Eukaryota; Metazoa; Arthropoda; Insecta; Diptera; Tephritidae. The record is from RefSeq and is a predicted model, not a curated record. Gene Ontology annotation, molecular function: GTPase activity; GTP binding. Gene Ontology annotation, biological process: positive regulation of TOR signaling; cellular response to starvation; regulation of autophagy. The transcript is spliced from 4 exons. Bases 120 to 1049 code for a protein of 309 amino acids. Gene Ontology annotation, cellular component: Gtr1-Gtr2 GTPase complex; nucleus; lysosome.